Molecule: messenger RNA, 4464 nt
Organism: Pseudo-nitzschia multistriata
Lineage: Eukaryota; Bacillariophyta; Bacillariophyceae; Bacillariales; Bacillariaceae
Source: the annotation of a GenBank genome assembly
UAUCUGGAAUGAUCUCAUUUUUGGCUCGCGAAAGGCGCUUGCCAAAAAGAAUGACCUCCAGCGCAUUGAUCGCCAAACCGUAAUAUCCACGWCGCUCCAAUAGAGGAAUGAUGUCCCAAAGAACAUAUGACAUACAACCUUCCCAAUUCAUAUGUCUCAGCCAAGGUCUUUCGAAGCAUAAUCUUGUUUCUUCUGUAUUUUUGUGAAUGUUUCUAUGCUCGAGAACGUGAGUCAAAACUAUUCCGAUCACACCCAAAAUUCUCUCGCAUUCGUUUGCUAGACGGCUAGUUUCAACAAUUUGCGACAUUCYGGCAUCUUCCGGGGGCUGUACGAUCAGAGUACACAAAGGCCUCUCGCAUAGAGGUAUUCCUAAUAAAAUUGAAACCUCUCGUUCGAUUUCUGAAAAGAUAGAUCCACUAUCUUCUUUUUGUACCUGUAGAAAACCUUGGAUGAUUUUGGCUCGACCAACUAUGGUCAGCAACUCUUGAAAGUCUAGUUCUGUUGUCUCUCUUGGAGUAUCCGAAGUUUCUGUAGACGAAUCUUCAGAAACUUCGAAGUCCCCAUCGUGACUCUCUCCRUCGCUGCUAGAAUUGCUCUUUGAUUCGGAUYUCGCUUCUCGAGCUCGCUUUCUCUCGUUGUAUAGCAAUAAGUCAUUCAGUUCGAGCAGAAAGUCGCAAUUCUCUCUGACUUCAACCCCUAAUUCCCACUGAUGAAAAUCUUGAAUAUCACGAAAUACUUGAAUAUCAGCUAAUUGGCUAAUAUUGUCAGCGAAACCCAAUUCUUUUGCUUUCUUGGUAAGAUUGUUCCYGUUCUCAUCUCCUUCCAUGACGGUUCCGUCACGGUCAUGACCUGUUGUGUGAUCUAAUUCUUUCACUACGAGAGGUCUAUAUGCUCGAACGAAGGAACAACUUAUAACUCUUAAUCUCCAGUCUUUUCCUGGGUAACAAACCGUGUUCCAAGAGGAUCCYGGUGGAGAUACCAAAUUUGUUCGCAACGGCAAUUUUUGCAAGUCCUUGGAAUGGGAAUCUGGCAAACUUCGCCAGGCAUUGCUACCGUUGUUGCGCAUAUCUCCUGGACCAGACGUGGCACACAAAUACAGUCGGCACGCUCUACGCAAGGUACGAACAGGAGCCUCUCGCAAUCGCAMACAGAGAACUGUUGACGUGAGCCUCAUUUCGGACUUGAAUUUCUGUAACAUUUUCAACAAUGCAUUGCAAAUGGUUUUUGUAGCGGAGCGAAGGAUUGGGGAUGGAACAAACUCGACCUUGCUGGCCUUCAGUAUUAUGCUUGAAGCCCAUUUUUCAACAAGAAUCUGAUGAACGUGUUUAAUGACAGGAAGUAUAGUGCUUCCGCUUCGAUUGUUGAAACUAUGGAAAAUGGUUUGUUGCUGGCACAUCUGUUUCCAAAUGAGAUUCUCCAAUGGUUGUCGCUGUUGUUCUUCAGUGGAUUUCGUCGAAGACGGGAAAUAAUUCGUUCUUGACUUAUWAUAUGCACAUUGUUUUCGUCCUCCGCCCAACUUGGUUAGUAUGGCGCGUCGUUCGUCUUCUCGGAGCAGAGAAGCUUUUCCUUSUCUUUUCCCUACUGUUCUGCCACAUUCYUCUUCGCUAUGAAAGGACCUUAUCAAACCCAUGUGAAACAGCCGUUUAAUAUCUUCGAGGAGAAGAGCCACAGCCUCCAUUUGAAGAUCCACACACUUUUUAUCAAUAUAAUCGUUUUCAUCUAUGACCGUCGUUUGUUUCUUUUCGCAGUUUCUGUGCUCGUUAUUACGUUGAGCAAAGAAGUUUGAUGGCCURUAAGGUUUUGGGAAUUCUACUGUUGCAGGAACAUCAAUGGCAGAAGUGUCCAYCUGUUUGGAUACAUUACACGACAUCGCACCUUUUUCUUCUUGCAAUCGGGGCUUCUUGGGAAGAUAAUAGCUUGCGUAAAUGUUAUCAAGACGAAACCAAGGUCCUUUCCGAAAAUACAAGCGAGCAUAGACUUCCAAACAUCGGUCAUCAGGAUCACUAUUUCCUCCUUCGGAAUGAAAUUGARAUUUGCUGUUUUUGGCAACGRUAGGAUUGUUACUKAUUUGCGUGUCGGUKUCAAUCUUGACAUUUUCUGUAUUUGCCUUCUUUCUGUCGUUCUCGCCACUAUCCGAUGAUUYAAAAGAAAAUUCCUGGCUUYCUUCGCCAACAUGAUUACCGACGUAUGAUUGUUCAUUUCCAUCGAUUGCGUGGUAUCUUCGAGACAAUGUGUGAAUUGCACUCAUAUCAUCUGCCUGUUCCCAUGAAAAAAGGCGGCUUCUGCGGGGACCUUCCACUCUCCACCUCGCGUCCCAUAAAAUUGCGUGGCAAAUUUCUGCCAGUGAUUGCAAAUAGGCAGAUGUUCGAUGGGGAAACAUAGAAAUAGGCAAUCCAAUUGUCGAUGCGGAUGACAAGAGCCCACUAUUAGGAAAACACGUGGAUGRUGCAAGUGGGGUCGCUGGUAUUUCUGACUUCGCAMCAGAUCUAGAAAUAUCCUCGUCGGUAUGCUGUGCCGUGUUGUUCGUUUUCCGAUCAUUCGAUAAAAAGGGUGGUGAAAACUCCGUGGCUCUCGAUGAAAUCGGAGACACGGCUUUUCUUUGCUCUCGUUCGCUGUACUCUGUGGUCGUCCCUAUUCUUUGCUGCGACGGAUAACGUGUGCAGAGAAGUUCGACAUCGUURUAAUYACCAUCGUCCCUGUCACCGAACAUGYACUGACYCCUUGGAAAUUGACAUGUCYCUUUCCCAUUAUGCACAUGGUAUGACGGUGCAGCGGAAUAAAGAUAUUUUUGUCUYUCAGAACUCCCAGMUUGUACAUCAUUGUUCGUCGAAGUAUCACCGAUGCAUCUAACAUCGGAUCUCAAGCAUCGUUCUGGGGAAGAACGGGACGGGAUACCUCCAUCCUCCAUCACCUUUUGAAAGACAGCAUCAAAUGGCAAACGGAUCAAAAUUUAAUUCUAAACCAGAAAGAAUGUUAGACAAUGUCCGCCAUGCUCAAUAUGAUACUCGUUCAUGUGUUGGCGCCAUCUUUCGGGAGAAACAAAUAACAAAUAAUGCUUCCACUUCGUAAGGUUUGUUUACCAGAAGUGCGGUAGUGUACUAGUAGAAUCGUACUAGAGUACGUACGAGUACCAGUACUCGUAUUCAAAAUCUGAAUCGUUGAWAAUUUUGAUCUCACUUUAAUUACUCUUUGUAGUUAUUUUAGAUAUGUACGUAGGGUACUCUGGUGCAGUACCGUCCGUCCAGUACUAGUAUGUACGGAACGAGUACCGUAAGUACGUUUUACGAGUACGAUACUCAUGCUUUGGAUCCAUGUUUUGAAAAACACGUCAUAAGCACUCGACCGCCAUGAUCUCAAAUGGAAAAUCCAACACGACAGAAUGGUUUUUCAAGAAUGWAUGAAGGCGCGUCAUACUACCACGGAUCUGCGAAACACCGGCAUUCUCAUCCCACAUUYCAAUCCAACAAUAGCACAGAAACGAAUACGACGAUGAAAAGUUCUUGCUCGGUUGUCUUGCUYCUUUCCUGCCUUGUAGCAGGAACCCACGGAUUCUUCCAAAAUGCGGCGAAGAAGGCCUCUCCGAAAAACUCGGUUUUGACCCAGGAAGCUGUUGAUAUCUACGGAGCCAGAUAUCCCUUUGAUCGAAAACCCCKCGAGUCCGGUGUUCUUGACUCUAUUUCAAAAUUUGGUAUUCCGACAACGGAUAUUGAUGGAACCAAAAUCAUKUCAGAGAAUUCUAMCCCUGGAAAGCGCAUUACUGACAGAUCGGCACAAGAKRUUGCUGCUGCUUUCAAUAAACUUGCUGCCAUCUAUGGCGAGGAACGAGCCAUCGAGAUGGUGAAGAUUUUCCCUAUCUGCCUGAGUUUUGACCCCAAUGCCUWUGCUGGAAGUUUUGGCGUCUGGAGUGAGAUUUUCGGGGAGGAAGAAACCAAGGACAUGGUUUSCCGAAACCCUGGAUUGUUGGCGGUGAAAGAAMAAGAUGCCGGAAAGAACASUGACAACACCAUGGCCUUUUCGUACAUUGUUGCUGCCACUCGACCAAUUGGUAUCCUUGGACCAGUUGGMAUCGGAAGUUUGCUUUCCGUUCCUGUCAUCGAAGGCACGACAGGCAUUGCCAUUAAGCAACCGUUCUUUGAUGCUUUGGGCAACAUUUUUUAAACGUUUUUGAAUACUUUCAACUCAUGUUCGACGUCGAGAUGAUUCCAUAUCUGAAAUUAAUACGUACAGUACGUGAUUCGUAAAAGAUUCGAAUAAAGAUGCCAGUAUCUCCAACAGAUUGCUWUAUGAAAGUUUGGUUCCCGCAAUUGUACAUUGUUCAAGGGCCAAGGACAGUGCAAAUACGUCGUGCGUUAACUCAAGACUGUAGAAAAUUGCAAAUGAUUCUUCUGCUACCCGAGGUCAGCGAUAGAGAGUUUUUCUUCAAGGCGUGUAUUGUAGAAGCUUAAAUGAAAUGUGUUACAAGCU